UUUUGUGUGUCGUGUUCCUGUUAUAAGAAAAAAAAAAUAGUGUGACAUGGCACCUUCAGGGAGCUGCUGAAGUCACAGGAAUUGAAAUUUGUGAGGCGAGGUUCUAGGGUGGGUUAUGAAUCUCUUUUAUUCCUUUCUGCUGGCUGAAUGUGAGCCAGCAGUGUGCCCAGGCAGCCAAGAAAGCCAAGACGUCCUGGUUGUAUCAGCAGAAUUGCACCCAGCAGCAGCAGGAGGCGAUCAUCCCUCUGUACUCAGCCCUGGUGAGGCCACACGUGGAGUGCUGCGUUCACUUUGGGCCCCUCACUACAAGAAAGACACAGAGGACCUGAAGCAUGUCCAGACAUGGAGCUGCAAAGGGUCUGUGAAAGGUUGUUGUGUGCUGAUGAAACACGAGCUGACUGAGAGGCAGACAAGGUGCAUAAGUUUCCUGCAGGUAUAUGAAGCUGGAGUGGUAAAGGCUUUGCAGGACUUGGCACCUGAGAUACUGAAAUCUGCAUCCAAGAUCUACGGGAUAUCUUCAGGAUCGAUUGUGGCUGCAUUUGCAGCAUGUGAGUGUGAUAUAGGUGAGAUGCAGCAGUACCUCCAUAGUGCUGGGAAACUCUUUUUCACCACGCUCUUUACAGCUCGGGGGAAAGUCCUGCUUGUUGUAAAGGAAGCCUUAAGUAAAUUUCUGCCUGCCAAUGCCCACCAGCUGGCAUCUGGGAAGCUGCACAUCAUCCUCACCCGCCUGCGUGACUGGAAUUGCGUGACGGUUUCAGAGUUUGCUUCAAAGGAGGACAUCAUUCAGGCCGUGUUAUGCAGCUGCUUCAUCCCUCUGUGUUUUGGCUUUAUCCCUCCUCUGUACCAUGGGGUGCGUUACAUCGAUGGGGAAUUCGGCAUGUGGAAGACCAACCUCGUGUCCCAGACCACCAUCACCGUGUCUGCUUUAGCUGGUGAAUUUGACAUCUGUCCCAGAGAUUGCCCAGUUCCCUUCUUCGUUUUCCAAAUAGUUGACUGGGUUUUACAUGUAUCAGAACAAAACCUGUAUCGCGUGCAGUGUCUUUUCCAGUGUCCUUCAGCAAAAGUGAGCUGCUUCCUCAGGUACCCAGAGCCACGAGGCCCCUACGGCUGGCCCACCUCUCCUGACUGCCACCUCCCUCCUGCAGAUGCAUUUGGUAUCAAAUUCCUUCCUGAGAACUUUACACUUUCGUUGCACAAAGAAUCGUGUCAGAAAGGUGAAGGGACCCUGCACAGGAAGCCAGGAACAGGAGCACCUUGCUCCAGAGCAACAGACUCUCAGGACAUCACCAAGGAGAAUACAGCAAGCAUUUGUUCAGCAGAUGAACUGGAGGAAGAAGAUAUUUCCACCUCCUGCAACCCUCAGAAAGACGAACGCCGGCAGCUUGUAUGGCUGCAGGAGGACCUUUGACAGCGGAUCCUGCAGUUUCAACACCUGCUGCUUCUUCCACCGAGCCAGGUCUGCUCCCGAGAGGACAACACAAGAGUAAAUAGAGACCCGUCAUUAGAAAUAACCCAAUAAAUGCAACACUUCUUCCUGUCCAGCUGCUCCUGCUGUAGCCCUCGGUAGCUUCAGCCAC
Molecule: messenger RNA, 1577 nt
Organism: Centrocercus urophasianus (Greater sage-grouse)
Lineage: Eukaryota; Metazoa; Chordata; Aves; Galliformes; Phasianidae
Product: omega-hydroxyceramide transacylase-like
Exons: 7
Coding region: 116-1408 (430 amino acids)
Biological process (GO): lipid homeostasis; triglyceride catabolic process
Cellular component (GO): lipid droplet; membrane; cytoplasm
Molecular function (GO): triacylglycerol lipase activity
Source: RefSeq, a predicted model, not a curated record